AAUUGAAAGUCUAAAAUACCAAAAUAAUUCCGAGUGUGUGAUUGUUGUUUUGUGGUGAUAUGUGGUGAUUGAUGCUGUAUUAUGUUAUUUUUCCAUGAUUGGAGAAGUGGGAUGGCAUCCUAGGUAGUGGUCGACUAUUCCAAUAUAACAAGCACCAGUAUUUUGAUGUCACAAAUGUUUUUGCGUUGAAAGUCGAUGAAUGACAACUGGACUGGAGAGCUGAUUUCAAAUUCAACUUCCAUUAUUUAUGCUAAAUACCUCCGUCACCGCGCUUAGCCGAAAUGUCGCCACUGCCGGAGCCCAUGUACUGCUCGCAGCAGAUUAAAGUACCGCCGGCCUUUCCGGACAUUCUGAAGCAGUACACGAAGGCGGCGAUUCGCACCCAGCCACGCGACCUGGUGCGCUGGUCAGCCGCCUACUUCCUGGCGCUGGCCAACGGGGAGCGGCCGCCGAUGAAGCAGCGACUCGAGUUUCCGCCCCCACCGGCCACUAUGAAUGGCCUCACACAGGGCUAUCUGCGGGCCCUGCAUAGUCAGUUUGAGGACCGCAAGACGGUGACGGCGGAUGACAUCCGUGACGUGUGGCAGUCGCUGUGCCUGCUGCGUCAGGCGCUGGACGACCUGCUACUGGCCGGCGGAUUCGACGAAGAACAAAUUGACUGGCUGCAGUUCCUGGCGCUGGCCGCCGGCACUCUGGAAAAAGACCUGACAGGCACCAUGCGUAUGGUAUGUGAAAUAAUCACCGCUGAGCCGGCCGGGGGCAGCGCUGCCAUUCCGUACAACACCUUCGAGCGCAUCUACAAGUACCUGGCCACCGCCGACGGAUCGGUGCCUGAUUCUCGCGUAAACAACGUGCUGGAGUACCUGCGGACGGAGUCGGAUAAGACGAGCCGCAUGGUGAUGCCGCGCCAGUUUGAGCAUCAGGACUGCCCUCCGCUCCACUAGGUUCCAUCAGCAGAGUGGGGAGGGGUACCGCUCAAGCCCGAGACGGUCGACUGACCGUGGUGCUUAGCGGCAAGCCCGCCCUCAGAAGAGAGGGUUAGAGCAAGCCUUCGACUCCGUCCACUUCGACGUUCACGCUACUUCUAGAAGUUGCCCUGAGGACCGACCGUCCACAGCUGAGUGUGCUACACCGGUCGCUAGAGAGCCGAUCUCGCCCUUCGUGAUCUCACCGUGAAGCCAUUUAUCACAUCUCAUCGCUUUUUCGCUGCUCGUCACGCCAACACGCGGGGCGUAUUACACGGAUCCGUCUAUUGACACAAAGAAAAUGUCGCAGUUUUCUACACGCGCCACACGCUAGCAAUGUGUUUUGCCGUUAAAAUGCGUCGUUUGUUGAAACGUCAAGCGAUAUCGGGUAACAAACUUGUUGUAUUGAGUGUCGUGAUGCGGUUUAAAUUUGGUUGUGGUCUUCCCCUGACCCCUGAAGACUGCCUUACCCAUUACAUUCAUAUAAAAGGCUGUGCACUGUUGGUUUUUAAACAUUCAAGUGUCAUGCACAGAGCGAAUCGCGUUAUUUCUUAUAUUUACCGUACCUGAGUUUGUAAAAAAUCUAGUCAUUGGUGUUGCCUGGCUGCGCACAUGAACGUUUAUUUAUCAUUACCGUGUAAUAUUAUAUUAUGACCACAAUAAAAGUCCACUAGAGCCA
This is a messenger RNA of Amphibalanus amphitrite, 1644 nucleotides long. RefSeq names its product ropporin-1-like protein. The coding region runs from base 282 to 944 and encodes 220 amino acids. The record is from RefSeq and is a predicted model, not a curated record. The transcript has 5 exons. Lineage: Eukaryota; Metazoa; Arthropoda; Thecostraca; Balanomorpha; Balanidae.